UGUGGAAGGUGCGCGGCCGGCGGGCUGCUCCUUCCUUCACAACCUCGGGUCGCCAUGGGUAAGGAUAUCUCCCACAAACACGACCGAAAAGUCAUCAGGCGGGAGCCCAAGUCUCAGGAUGUUUACCUGAGGCUUUUGGUGAAGCUCUACCGCUUUUUGGCACGCCGCACCAACUCCAAGUUUAACAAGGUCAUCCUGAAGAGAUUGUUCAUGUCACGCAUUCAUCACCCCCCUCUCUCUCUAUCUCGCCUCGUGCAACUUGCAAGAAAGCCUGGCCGCCAGGGGAGGAUUGUGUGUGUUGUUGGCACCGUCACUGAUGACCUGCGCCUCUUCAACGUCCCCAAACUUACAGUAUGUGCACUACGAGUAACAGCUCGUGCCCGUGCUCGCAUCGAGAAGGCUGGAGGAGAAAUUAUUACUUUUGAUAUCCUCGCUCGUCGUUCUCCCUUGGGCAAAAACACACUGCUAAUUCAGGGUAAACGCAAUGCUCGUGAAGCAUGCAAGAGAUUUGGACCUGCUCCAGGUCUUCCUCACAGUCAUACCAAACCUCUGGUACGCAGCAAGGGACGCAAGUUUGAAAGGGCUCGUGGCAGGAGGUCUAGCUGUGGUUACAAGAAAUAAAGCACUGAUAUGAAUAAUAAACAAGCUAAGAA
Messenger RNA from Procambarus clarkii (red swamp crayfish), 653 nucleotides. RefSeq names its product ribosomal protein L18 (gene RpL18). The record is from RefSeq and is a predicted model, not a curated record. Gene Ontology annotation, cellular component: cytosolic large ribosomal subunit; ribosome. Gene Ontology annotation, biological process: translation. NCBI's taxonomy places the organism in Eukaryota, Metazoa, Arthropoda, Malacostraca, Decapoda, Cambaridae. Gene Ontology annotation, molecular function: structural constituent of ribosome; RNA binding.